GAGCGCUGUGGGGCGAAGGAGCGACCCGGCCCGAUCCUUAUCCCGACCGUGAUCCCGAUCGCGAUCCCGAUCGCGAACCUGGGACCCGGCCCGGCCCUGCUGCCCCGGCCAUGCUGUCGUGGGGAGCGGCGGGCGGCCGGGCGCUGCGCUGGGCGAACGGGCGGGUACCGACCCGCGGGUUCCGCGCCUCUCCGCGGGCGCGGAUCGCCAUGCCCAGCUGGGUCAUAGACCGGUACGGCAGCAACGACGUGCUGCGCUUCACCAGGGAGAUGAUGUUCCCCAUCAUACACUUCCCGAACGAGGUCAUCAUUAAGGUUCACGCUGCGAGCCUGAACCCCAUCGACCUCAGCAUGAGAAGUGGUUAUGGUGCAACUGCGUUAAACAUGAAGCGGGAUCCCCUGAAACUCAAAGCGGGCGAGACUGAAUUUCCUCUGACUCUUGGUCGAGAUGUCUCUGGUGUGGUUAUGGAAUGUGGACUGGGUGUGUCUUAUUUCAAACCUGGCGAUGAGGUGUGGGCAGCAAUUCCCCCAUGGAAACAAGGCACUCUGUCAGAGUUUGUAGUAGCUAGUGGAAACGAGGUAUCUUUUAAGCCAAAGUGUCUCAGUCACACAGAAGCUGCUGCCUUACCAUAUGUUGGUCUCACUGCGUGGUCUGCACUGAACCAAGUGGGAGGACUGAACCAAAGUAACUGUAGUGGGAAAAGAAUAUUAAUAUUAGGAGCUUCAGGAGGAGUUGGUACAUUUGCUGUACAGCUAAUGAAGGCCUGGGAUGCUCACGUGACAGCAGUUUGCUCUCAUGAUGCCAGCACACUGGUGAAAAAGCUUGGAGCAGAUGAUGUGAUUGAUUAUAAAUCUGGAAAUCUGGAGGAGCAGCUUAAAACAUUACCCUUGUUUGAUUUUAUCCUAGAUAAUGUUGGUGGAUCCACUGAGAAGUGGGCACUAGAUCUCUUGAAGAAAUGGUCAGGAGCAACGUAUGUUACUUUAGUGACACCUUUCCUGAUCAAUAUGGACAGACUUGGAGUGGCUGAUGGCAUGUUGCAAACAGGAGUCACUGUUGGUUCCAAAACUCUAAAGCAUCUCCUUAAAGGAGUCCAUUAUCGGUGGGCGUUUUUCAUGCCGAGCGGCCCAAGUUUGGAUGAAAUAGCAGAGCUGGUUGAUUCUGGAAAGACACAAGAGUUCUCGUAAAAGGACAGACCAUCCAUUCAGAAGAGAGUAGGUGUUUGGGAAAAAAGGCAGGAGAGAAUCACUGGAGAAAUUGUACCACAAUUUCCUAUAAGUAAGUGAAAUGUUUGUGUUUGGAUAGGAAAGAAUAAAGGAGAAAUUUAAAA
Molecule: messenger RNA, 1327 nt
Organism: Melospiza georgiana
Lineage: Eukaryota; Metazoa; Chordata; Aves; Passeriformes; Passerellidae
Gene: RTN4IP1
Product: reticulon 4 interacting protein 1
Exons: 9
Coding region: 111-1184 (357 amino acids)
Cellular component (GO): mitochondrion
Molecular function (GO): zinc ion binding; oxidoreductase activity
Source: RefSeq, a predicted model, not a curated record